Messenger RNA from Fragaria vesca subsp. vesca, 1026 nucleotides. RefSeq lists its product as uncharacterized. The record is from RefSeq and is a predicted model, not a curated record. Bases 268 to 1026 code for a protein of 252 amino acids. Lineage: Eukaryota; Viridiplantae; Streptophyta; Magnoliopsida; Rosales; Rosaceae. The transcript has a single exon.
UUAAAACCAUGAUUAGCAUUUGGUAAAAUGUCGUAGACAGUUCAGUCCCCCACCUAAAACUCUAAAAAGCAUCCCCAACAAUCGAUUUCUUUCUCCAGUGUUUGCUUUUGAACCGCUGGAAACCAAAAGGAAAAUGUCAUCAAACUAUGGACCUCCAAUCUCUUCAGUAGUCAUUUUCACUCGAACACAAUACGCCUCUUCCUUUCUCCAACUCUUUUAUGUCAAGGUGAUCACAUGCCACAUUGCAUUAUCUAAACAAAGUGAGACAUGAGAGGAAUGAGGGGAAAACUUCUCAAGACAUUGAAGUCCAUCCCAACAAUUAGUUCUUUGAGACAUGGCCUGGUGUUUCAGCUAAGCCCCACAGAAAAGAUUUCCAUUCGGAAGACUCAAAGUUUCUCCUCGGAGCUUGUAGUUAAGGAAGCACUCAAGGCUGAAGAUAGAGAAUUGGGGUUCAAUGUUGACGACAAUGGGAAUGUUACGCCACCGUUUUUAGAUUUUGAGGAAGAAACAGACGAGGAGCAAGACCUUCCAUCUUUGUUAGAUUUCGAAGAGAAAUGUCCACCCGGGGGAGGCGAUUGUGUCAUUCUUUACUCGACAAGCUUGACAGGUAUCAGAAAAACAUUCGAGGACUGCAAGGCAAUCCGGUUUCUGCUCGAAAGUUUCAAGGUAACGGUGCAAGAGAGGGACGUUUCGAUGCACAUAGAAUUCAGGGAAGAGUUGUGGAAGAUGUUUGAUACUAAAGUGAUCCCACCGAGGCUUUUCAUCAAGGGGAGGUACAUUGGAGGAGCUGCUGAAGUAGUAGUGCUUCAUGAGCAAGGAAAGCUGAAGAAGCUCUUAGAAGGAAUCCCACUAGACUUGUCUGAGUCGCCAUGUAGCAGCUGCGCCAACAUGCGUUUUGUUGUGUGCUUCAAUUGCCAUGGAAGUCGAAAGGUGUUUGCAGACGGUGAUAAUGUGAAUGAUGAACUGCACGUUAGAUGCGCAGAGUGUAACGAAAAUGGUCUGAUCAGGUGUUCCAUCUGCUGCUGA